AUGUCCUUAGCCCGCUUUCGCGCAGUCCCGGGCCGCGUCCAAUUGUUCAAUCUCUCCCCCGCCGCAAACUCCCAACACAAGCAAAAACGUGUGGGACGUGGCCAAGGCUCCGGAAGAGGUGGAACAUCCGGUCGAGGACAUAAGGGUCAAAAGGCACGCGCGGGCAAUGGCAAGCCUAAGGCUGGGUUUGAGGGUGGGCAGACUCAAUUAUCAAGGAAGACUUGGGCACCGGUCAACCUGGACAGAAUACAACAUUGGAUAGAUCAAGGCCGGCUAACGUCUUCGCCAGAGAAGCCCAUCACUGCCCGAGAACUGCUGCUCAGCGGUUGUAUACACAAUGCCCAUGAUGGUGUGAAGCUACUGGCCAACGGUGCCGAGCACCUCAAAACACCCGUUCAUAUCACACCAUCACGAGCGUCCCAGAGCGCUAUCCACGCAGUAGAGAAACUCGGUGGAACAGUACUAUGCAAGCACUAUAACGUGCUUGCUCUACGUGACUGCGUGCAUGGUCGGACAGACAGGGUAGAGGCAGCCCCUACGAACCGGAGGGACAUUCUCUGGUAUACAUCGUGGAAGAACCGUGGAUAUCUCUCGCCCGUGGCGAUCAAGACCAUGCCGAUGGUCGAAGAGCGUUGGAAGGUUCUGUCAGAGCAGCUCACGAAGUACAAGAAGCAGGACUUGCUGAAACAGAAGUAG
Fomitopsis serialis is the source of this 696-nucleotide messenger RNA. RefSeq names its product ribosomal protein L15. The record is from RefSeq and is a predicted model, not a curated record. Gene Ontology annotation, biological process: translation. NCBI's taxonomy places the organism in Eukaryota, Fungi, Basidiomycota, Agaricomycetes, Polyporales, Fomitopsidaceae. Bases 1 to 696 code for a protein of 231 amino acids. Gene Ontology annotation, cellular component: mitochondrial large ribosomal subunit. Gene Ontology annotation, molecular function: structural constituent of ribosome. The transcript is spliced from 5 exons.